Molecule: messenger RNA, 1901 nt
Organism: Patiria miniata (bat star)
Lineage: Eukaryota; Metazoa; Echinodermata; Asteroidea; Valvatida; Asterinidae
Product: WD repeat-containing protein 53-like
Exons: 2
Coding region: 253-1392 (379 amino acids)
Molecular function (GO): protein binding
Source: RefSeq, a predicted model, not a curated record
CCCGACUGCAAUGUUAUUUCACACACAAAAAUAAUGUUAUUCCCAAGAAUCACGGAGCUAUGAUAUUACAUUAAUAAAUAACAAUGAUAAACACAACGAUUUAAUCUUUUUAAUACCGGCGGAUUGACGUAAACGUGGCCACGAACAGAAGCUGUUUCCGACUGAAUACGUCUACUUUACCGUUAAGAGACAGAAUGUGAGCAUCCAACUCCUCUUUCAUCUUUGAACAAAGCAUCGCAUCAAACACCAGCCAUGGAACUGAGUACAGUGUGGACUGGCGGCCACAGUCAGAUGGUGCUCUGCCUGGGUGUAGAUGCUGAGGGGCGAGUCGCAUCGGGAAGUGAAGGCGGUGAGGUGUGUUUUUGGAGCCCAGAUGGCAAAAUCACUUCAAAGAGAACGUUCCCUUCAAAGGCUGACGUCAACAGUGUGUGUUUCUCUCCUCAGCAGCCCUCGGUCAUUUACGUUUCAGCUGGGGAGGUCAUAGAGCUGUUGGACGUUCGAUGUCCGGAAUCCAGUCUGGAGAGGUUUGCCUUCAACCGCGAGGAUAUUAAUCAACUUGCAAUCGAUCCCAAAGACGGGUUCCUGGCAGCCUGCGACGACGACGGGAUAAUAAAGGUGGUGGACCUGCGCAACCGCAAGCUCUUCAGGACGCUGAAGGGCCACAGCGCCAUAUGCUCCAGCGUGAGGUUCCACCCGACCGUGCCGCGGGAAAUCGCCUCAGGCGGCCUGGACUGCCUCGUACACACCUGGGAGACGACGCGAGGGAGCCCCCGCGCGUCGGUGAACAUGAAAGAGGUUGUAAUCGCCGGUGAGGACGAGCACACCCCAAGUCCGUACUUGAUCAACCCGCCGUUCGUGCACUCGGUGGACUUCACCCGAAGCGGGGAGCUCCUAGCGUGCGGACUGGAGAACGCCCGCGUCCAGCUGCUGGACAGGAGAGGGAGGCGAGAUUUGGAAGUGGGCCAGAGCCUGGAGGCUCACACGAGCGGCGUGACCCAGGUUUCCUUCAUACCCGAAUACCCGGGCCAGAUGCAGGACUUGCUGCUGUCCGCCGGGAACGACUGUAGAAUUAUGCUUUGGGAUACUAACAGGCAUACCAUCCCCAAGGAUGGUUUGAAACCGGAAGACCAUACAACAGAGAACUCAGAAAUUGAAAACCUUAAAUCUGAAAGCGACAAACCACCAGAACAGGAAAGGGCUGAAAAAGUGUCAGAUAGAGGCGACAAAGGGGCAUGCUCGUCUGAUGAUAGCAAGACGAAACCGAGACUGUGUGUAAAGCACAAAGACAAGAUCAACUGGAUCGCACCAUAUUGUUCAGCAAGUGGUGUUAAUAUGGUGUUCGUGGCAGACGUAUCAGAAAUUAUAUCAGUUUAUCAGUGGAAAGUUGACUGAAUUGCAUAACCCAAAUAUCUUGGGUUUUGGACAUGUAUACGAACGAGAGGGCAUGAAAGACACAUUGUUCACCAUCAGACCACCGCCCCAAGUUUAGGAAAACAUUAACUUUUCUCAGCCUUUAUCGGACAAAACUUUCCAAAACUCCCUGCCAAGUUUUGGGUCUCGACUCUCUAUUAAAAUUUGAAAUGAAGCUGUUUCAUCUUUGCGCUAGAGACAGACGUCAAGUUCAUGUAAAUCAAAUAUGAGCUAUAAGUUGGACUCGCACUAGUCAAUUUCAUUUACCACACGCUUCCCUUGUGCAGUACUAAUAAAUGAAGUGACGAACCAGUUGUUUCAUGGGCCAGUUUAUUUCCUUGUGCAUGUUUACUAUUUGUAUGUUUGGAAGAUUUAAGUAUUCCAUUUGAAGAUUUUACACAUUUGCAAACAUCAAGAAACAAAUCUAUGAAACCGUCACGAAAUAACUUACUUGACUGUAAGUGAAUAAAAGUGUUGGGCAUGCUGCGAAA